Hemiscyllium ocellatum (epaulette shark) is the source of this 6178-nucleotide messenger RNA. RefSeq names its product zinc finger protein 217 (gene znf217). Bases 363 to 4052 code for a protein of 1229 amino acids. NCBI's taxonomy places the organism in Eukaryota, Metazoa, Chordata, Chondrichthyes, Orectolobiformes, Hemiscylliidae. The record is from RefSeq and is a predicted model, not a curated record. Gene Ontology annotation, molecular function: DNA-binding transcription factor activity, RNA polymerase II-specific; RNA polymerase II cis-regulatory region sequence-specific DNA binding. Gene Ontology annotation, cellular component: nucleus. Gene Ontology annotation, biological process: regulation of DNA-templated transcription. The transcript is spliced from 7 exons.
UGUGUGUUGGGGGAGUUGGUGAGUGAGCGAGCGAGGCAGGCAUUCGGAGUACCGGAGUGUUGUCGGGGAAUAGGAAGCGAGUAGUGCACGGAGGCUGUACCUAGAGCCAGGUAAUUGGUGCCUGUUUAGGAAAUAUUCAUGGACACACAGCUGAAGUUACCUCCUCCCUGAAUAUUGACAGAAAUUGAAUUGAAUCCAGAGUUGAAAUUGCAACUGCAUCCCCUGCAUCUGUUAAGUACAAGGAUAGAAGAAAAGCAAGCUUUUGACAUUGAAAUUGAAAUUCUAAAGCUUUAUUUGUCUCAAAUAAUGUGUUAAGAACAAAACUACAAGACCAUCAAGAAAGAACAUCUGAGGAAGAGCUUAUGCCUUGGUUUACUGAUAAACACACGCAUGAAUUUGUGAUGAAGUCUACUGGGAGUACCUUAACGAAAACAUCUGAGGACGUCAGAGAUGAUAUGAACUUAACACUUGAUGAAUUUUCGAACCCAAAAAAGUCUGUUGAACACCAUUGCUCAAUUUGUGACCAGUGUUUUCCUUUUGAUAGUCUUUUAACUCAACAUAUGCACAUGCAUUCAAAUGAAAAGCAUCAAUUUUGUGAUCGUAGAAUUUCGCAGAAAGCAAAUUUGAAAAUUCAUCUUCAAAAGCACAAAGUAGAGCAUUUGCAGCAGGGUAGAAAAACUGAAAGAAAUAAGGCUGCUCUGUCUACAAGCUUUGAAAUCCCAAGUGCUCUGUCUAGUAGAAUCCAUCCUAAUGACAUUGAAAUGAAUGAUACUGAUGUAAAGCCUAUAAAUGGUGUUGCUUUAACUCUGGAUGCUUUAGAAAGAAAUAUUGCAGUCCAUGCUGAAGAACUUUCCCUUCUGCCUUGUAUGUUUUGCAAUAAAGGCUUUCAACACUCUGAAGAACUCCGUCACCAUGUGGUAGUUCAGCACCGGCCCACCCUAUGUGAGCCUGCAGUCCUUCGAGUGGAGGAGGGUUUGAGUCCUAUGGUAGAGAUGCACAUUACAGCAAGUUCUCCAGAACAGGAGAUUAAUGAUGAAAGUGAAGAUGGUGAACUCAGCUGUAAAGUGUGUGGACUGUCCUGUGAGAGUGCUGUGAAUCUGGAAACUCACAUGAGGAAGCACAAAGAUUCAUUUACCUAUGGUUGUAAUGUAUGUGGCCGACGCUUCAAGGAGCCUUGGUUUCUGAAAAACCACAUGCGAACACAUUCAAGUAAAGCUAGGGGCAAAUCUCAGCCGGAUUCAGAAGGUCCUGCGACGAUCAACAACGUUAUUGUGCAGGAACCAUUUUCUGGUCAUGUUGUAUCUCCUUAUAAAAUGUGCAUGGUCUGUGGCUUUCUUUUCCCCAGUAAAGACAAUUUGAAGGAACAUAGUAAAGUUCAUAACAAAGACAUGCCUGAUGAUGAUAGAAUGGAUGACUAUUCCUUAAAUCAGGAAAUUGUAGUACCACAGGAGGCAUUCCUGCAAACGUUACAAUUACAUCCCCACUUACCACAAAAUUGCAAACCCGUGAAACUUGGAAAAUGGAUACCUGAACUUGAUCCCUUUAAUACAUACCAGGCCUGGCAGCUGGCCACCAAGGGAAAGGUGGCAGUUGGUCGAGAAAAUGUGAAAGAUCCAGGGCAAAUAGCAAACUCUGAGAAUGAAGAGGAGCCCUCGGACAAAGAGGAAUCUAAUGAACAUUGGACCUCCGAUAAAGGCAAUCAUGGUGCUACCGUGGAGAACCUUGACAAGACUAAAAUCAAAAGCAGCAGUAUAUGUCAGAGUGGACCAGCCACUGUGGGUGACAUUGACGUUGACCCAAAAUUGACCCAGAAUAAAACUAAACCGACCAACUGUACAAUGUGUGGUAAGAUUUUUAGAACCUACCAUCAGUUAGUGCUGCACUCCAGAGUACACAGGAAAGGCAGGAAAAGUGUAGAGAACCCUUCAAAUUCAGUUGAUAGCAGUGAAGCUGGCACUCAAUCUGUUGAUUCAGUUAAAACAAUUGAAGACCAUAGUCCAGAAAUGGACAAACCUGAGGAGGGCUCUGAAGAGGGAUCAGAAGAUGGAGCACUGGGAGAAGGACCUUCAUCAGAUCGGAGUGAGGAUGGCUCAGAACGAGGAAGUAGAAGAGAGGCUGGCUCAUCUGGUGAAUGCAGUUACUGCGGAAAGUCUUUCCGUUCAAACUAUUACCUCAAUAUUCAUCUCAGGAUACACACAGGUGAAAAGCCCCAUCGGUGUCCACUCUGUGACUAUGCUGCAGCUCAAAAGACCUCACUUAAAUAUCAUUUGGAGCGACACCACAAAGGUGAGCAGAAAAAGCCUGAAGAAAAGAAUGAUUCUCUGAAGAAUUCAUCAGCAUCUCCCAAGUUGGAAGUGGUACCAAAAGGAAGCGAUGAACCUGUUCAGGAAUCUGUGGAUUCGACAAAAUUGCUUGCAGACUCUUUGGGCAGUGCCAAAGAUUUAGAUGCAGACUUUCCUCGGAGGAAGCACAAACUGACGACUCCUCCUCCUCCUCGUUCUGUUUUCGCUAAUGCUGCAUUUUCAAAUGUGAGCCGGGAGCUUCCUGACUUGAACAGGGAUACUAGUUUGCAUCAUAAUCACCCAACCUUCUGCAAUGCAGCACUACCAUACUGCAAAAAAUCAAAGGGUGAAAAGGUGAUGGGUGAGUCACACAGGAAUGACUCUGAUCCAAAGGUGGUUCUUGAUGCGGAAAAUUCAAAGGUUUCGGAGGAUUGUUUAAUGGAAGGAUUGUCAGAAGGUGGUGGUCAACAGAAUAAUACUAGAAACACAAGAUGGGAACCUGCUCCAAUAAAUGACCAAUGCUAUGUUAGUACUCGAGUUAAGUUAGAGGACUUCAGUGAUCAAUCUGAAUGCAGCUUUUUGGAAAAGCCCUUGAAUCUUUGCACGAUGAUGUAUCAAAGAAGUCUGUGUAGCAAUGGUAGUCCUCUGGGAAAUGCAGCUACCUCAGUUUCCAAGAGUGCCUUACUGAGCAACACGUGCCCAUUUUGUACUUACAGAACUUUGUACCCAGAGGUCUUAGUGAUGCACCAAAGGGUGGUGCAUAAAUACAGUGCUGACCUAAGCCCAAUAAAUGGAAUGCGCGGUGCUGUUUGUGGUGGGUCAGUUAAAAGCAGACGCACUGGAUGCCCCCCUGCACUAUUAGGUCAAGAUGUUUCUUCUUUACUUGCCACCAAAGAAACAAACAGAGAAUUUUCUCGUCGGACCAAGUCACCAGUACCGGCAACUUCACCAGAAUCUUCAAACUUGCUGCUUGGGAAGGCAAAAUCAUCAUCGUCGUCAUCAUUGUCAUCAUUACACCAGUCUCAGUGCAAUAAUCUUCUUCCUUCUGCAGCAGGAUCCAGAUCAUCAGGUGACUUUAAAGCAUUUAAGGCAACCCAAAAUUCCAGUGCACAUGUAGAAAAUUAUCGAUCAAUGCAUACGGAAUUUCGACAGAUGCCAGAUGUAGUCCAAAGAAUGGAAAGAAGUGGACCAUCAGAACCUGGCAAUAGUAAAAGAAAUACUUCUGAAAGACCCUGUAUCAAGUUGGACUAUGAAUCUGAUGGACCUAGGGGAUCUUUAGUUAGGUUUGACAGUCUUUGGGCUUCCAACGUUAGUAAAAUGUGUCUUACUGAUGUGUCUGAAAAUCAGGGAGGCUUAGAUUCUCAUGAGCGUACAGCUAAAAAAAUGAAACUAAACAGUCCUUUAAGGAAUGAUCAGCCUGUUUUUGGAACUAGGAGGGGUGUCCAAGGAAGAAAUGUGAAAUUAUCUCCAGAAAUACCUUCUGUUCAGGCCAGAAACUCUGGGAUACCAUCUAAGUCUGGAUCACAACUCGAUUCAAAUGGAGUUGAUCAGCAUUGGAAUGUAUUGAAACUUUUGAAGUCCUACAGCUCACAAGACCUUGCCUCGUUAUAUAAUAAUUGUGGACCCAGUAAUAGUGGAGAUCCUAAUAUUGGUCAAGAAGGGAAAAGACCUUUCCAGUACCUGCAGCACUCUAACAGUAUGUCACAAAAAAGGAGCAUUAGUCACCCUCAUAGUGGAUCUUUAGACAAGGAAGAAUACAUGACCCAAUGAAACCUGUCAGUGGAAUAAGAUCUGUUGGAAGCUGUGAAUGAAAUGUUCUUUCUGCAUCCAAGUUGAUUUUUGGGGGCAACUCGCUGGCUCACAGAUGAAAUCUAACAAUGCCUGAGUUCAAGAUCCACACCAAAUAAGCUGUGAUUUCUACAUUUAUAGAACACUACUAUUCACUUUUGGAUUACAUCUUUUGUUCUGUUCAAACACAGUUGUAAGCAGAAACUAUAUAUACACACAAAUGCAAACAAAAUGCCUUGUAUUCCAUUUUGAUUAUGAACUUGAAAUUGUAAUGUUUGAAUUGUCUAGUGUUCCUGUUUUUUGCAAUAACUACAUUGCUUGGCACUAAUAAUUGAGUUGGGGGCCAUUUUUUUGUUUAUAAAGUGAAAUUGGAUUUUGGUACCUGAUAUUGACAUUUCUGGGAAAUUGUAUAACUGUUAUUGACCUUUCUCUUUACAUUGAAAAAUAAGCAAUAAAUUGUACAACCUGUAGUAAUGCUUCUAGCAUCAGUCUUCCAAUAGUCUCUUUAUAUUCCAUUUGGUCUUUGGUUGCACAGCUGUGGCAAGCAGUACUUAAGUUGGGUACCCUUUACAUUUAGUAAAUAUUUUGUUUGAAAACUGGUUGCUUUAGAGUUCUGUGCAGCAGGACCUUGAUUGUUAAUAUUGCGAAAAUUAUAAAUGUGUUGGAAGAUGCAUUACCCAAGUGUCCCUUACACGGCACUCUGAAAUGACACAGCAGAGUGUUGGAUUAUCUUACCAUAAAUGUGCUCUACUCGACAAAUAAUGCACUAUUGGAAUAUGACAUGGGAAUCUUUUCAAAAUUAAACAUGGUAGAUUGCAACUAGACAAUUGCUGGGUCAUUUCCAGUCAACUAAUGAUUCAGAAAUAUUUGUAUGCACAAAUUUAACAACACAGUGAAAAUUCUGAACCAUUGUUUAAAUUUGCAUAAUUUGAAAAGACCAGUGUAUAUUGUAUUGUUUUGCUUCCUUGCUCAAUUUCAGCCCCAGUGUUUCACUAGUAUGCAUGCAAGGCCAAAGCAGGAAGGGUUUUGGCUUUGAAAUGGAGAGGCAAGAUGCACUGUUGUAAGAAAUGUCCUGUAAUUUCAUUUGCAUUAUGCAAGUUUCUAGAGACUUCUGUCUAGGCGUAGCCUUCAACAUCUGAGAGAUGACCUUUUGGGCCUCCCCUUCCGCAGGUGGAAUAUUGAUUCAGGAACUGAAGCAGUACCUUAUAAUCAUCCCAAUGUGUGUCACAGCACAGUUUCGUUUUGAUCAUCCUACAAGCUGGAAUUCGACAGAUUCUGCAAAGCAAUCCUCUUGACUGGAGAUGUAUAACUAAACAAAUGUCUAAUUGAGUAUUAGCACCAGCCUUAAAAUAAAAUUGAGUUAAGCAAAGUCAAAAUCCUCAGAUUGCAUGCUAUACACUUUCUUGUAGGCAACUGACAACAUUGAAAGUAUUCUAACUAGCUGAUGUUUUCAUUUUUGUUUUCAAAAUGAAUCCAAAUGAGUUUAAUGUUAAGAUUAUUUGUAGUUUUAUUUUUGCAUAAAACUAUAUUUAUAUUUGGCAUACUAGAGUGCAGGAGGCAAUGGGAGUUUUUUAUUGUUAAAACAGUCCCACCCUUCACCGUGGAGUUUAGUGUUCUUAAUUUACACUGUGUGGCAAGUACUGUAAUCCUAAAUUAUUAUUCAGUCUCUGCUCAUUGGAGAAUGCUCUUGAUAACUUUAUCACUAAGACCUUGUUGAUAGAUUGCUGAGGGGCAAGAUGUAUAAGUGCAGCUAUAUUCUAGUCAUAAUUGAUAUUAACCAAAAUCAGUGCAUCUUUCCUGCAGCUUAUCUAUUAAUUGUGUUGUCCCAUAAGCACAACUGCUAUACCUUUGUUUCCUGAUUGAAUGUAUAUUAACAGUUCAAGCUUUAAUGUACUCAUAAGUAAUGCUUGCCACAGCUAUACUUAAAUUUGUUGUAUUGGGUGAAAGUCAGUGAAUUUACCAUUUUUAGACACUUUGUUCUGCAACAUUUAAAAUGUUUAGUUCAGUUUUCCAGGUUGUGUAGAUGAAAGAUUAAAUCAAUAAUUCUAUUGAAAACUACCCAUUUACUGAACUUGCCCCUUUUUAAUCUGGCCACUUUAAUGCGCAUU